AUGGAGUCGUUAGAUGAAGACAUUGCCUUCCAGUCCAACAUACCUGUGCCAAUGGAUACAACUCUGGCUGUGAUCUAUUUUGUUUUUGGAGUAUGCUCACUGUUUGGCAACAGCACCCUGCUGUUUGUCUCCUACAAGAAAAAGCACCUUCUGAAACCAGCCGAGUACUUCAUCAUCAACCUAGCAGUUAGUGACUUAGGCCUGACUCUGUCCCUCUACCCCAUGGCCAUAACUUCAAGCUUCCACCACAGGUGGCUGUAUGGGAAAACAGCGUGCUCCAUAUAUGCUUUUUGUGGCAUGUUGUUUGGCCUCUGCAGUCUGACCACUCUAACCCUGCUAAGCAUGGUGUGCUUUAUGAAAGUAUGUCAUCCGCUCUAUGGGAACAGGUUUAACUCUUUCCAUGUCCGUCGGCUCAUUGCCUUUGCUUGGGUCUAUGCCCUGUUGUUUGCCAGCUCCCCGCUGGCCUACUGGGGGGAAUAUGGACCAGAGCCUUAUGGCACCGCCUGUUGCAUUGACUGGCGCCUGUCCAAUCAGCAUUCUACGGCACGCUCCUACACUGUGGCACUGUUUCUCUUCUGCUACAUCAUACCAUGCUGUGUUAUUUUAGCAUCCUACACGGGCAUACUGGUCACAGUGCACGCUUCCCACAAGAGUAUGGAGCGGCAUGCAAUGAGGCAGACACACAUAAGCAGCAACCAGACAAUUAUUGUUAAGCUAAGUGUUGCUGUUUGCAUCAGUUUCUUAGCUGCAUGGAGUCCAUAUGCUUUGGUGUCCAUGUGGGCGGCCUUUGGACACAUUGAGAACAUCCCUCCUCUGGCAUUUGCCUUGCCCGCCAUGUUUGCCAAGUCCUCAACCAUCUACAACCCAAUCAUCUACCUAAUGCUGAGGCCGACCGUCCGCAGGAUGGUGCGCAGCAACCUGGCUACUCUGUGUCACGCCUGUCUGAAGGGCUGCCUCUGCUCCCAGGAGCCACCUGCGUGCUGCUCCAAGCCGGAGAUCAGGGUCAGACUAUGCUCAAUCCACAGACAGAUCAACCAUUUCCCUUCAUCCAACUCCUCUGCUAAACCUCCUAUUGUUGCAUUCCGGGACCACAGUUGUGAGAAGUGCCAGGAUGCUUUUGAUUGCUACACACACUACCCUCGAAUCUGCAGCAUCACUAACGCUGCUGCCAAUGGAGACUCAUCUAAGGAUCAAGACACUCCAGUUUCCAAAACACAUGUGCAGAAGACACAACGCAUAUGCCGCAAGAAGUCUCAGCUGGCCAUCAUUUGUGCAAAAAGGACUUCAGAAAUAGACAACUUUCAUAUUGAUUUAGAGAUGGUUCCAGGGCAUGCAAAAGUGGCUUGGCCCUGAUAU
Molecule: messenger RNA, 1356 nt
Organism: Etheostoma cragini (Arkansas darter)
Lineage: Eukaryota; Metazoa; Chordata; Actinopteri; Perciformes; Percidae
Gene: opn7a
Product: opsin 7, group member a
Exons: 5
Coding region: 1-1353 (450 amino acids)
Biological process (GO): visual perception; G protein-coupled receptor signaling pathway
Cellular component (GO): membrane
Molecular function (GO): G protein-coupled receptor activity
Source: RefSeq, a predicted model, not a curated record